Messenger RNA from Cladocopium goreaui, 549 nucleotides. Lineage: Eukaryota; Dinophyceae; Suessiales; Symbiodiniaceae. The record is from the annotation of a GenBank genome assembly.
AUGAGUGACCAAUCAACUGUCAAAACCAGCAAACUACUGAGCCUUGUGCUGCGGCAUCGGCCCGAAGCGAUCGGAAUCGAAGUCGAUCCGCACGGUUGGGCAAGCGUCGAGGAGAUCAUCGCUGGUGCGCGCCGCCAGGGGACGUCGAUCGACCGGGAGUCGAUCGCCCGGGCGGUUCGCGAAAACGACAAGCAGCGUUUUACGCUCAGCGACGACGGCAACCGCAUUCGGGCCAACCAAGGUCAUUCGAUCAAGGUUGAUCUGGAACUAGCGCCCCUGGAACCACCGCCGCAGGUGUUCCACGGCACGGUUGCCCGGUUCCUCGAUUCGAUCCGCCAGCAGGGUUUGGUUCCCGGCACCCGACAACAUGUUCAUUUGUCGGCCGAUGAAAAGACCGCCCUGAUCGUCGGCAGCCGACGCGGAAAGCCGAUCGUGCUCGAAGUCGAUAGCGGUGCGAUGUCCCGCGACGGCCUCCCGUUCUACCGAUCAGCCAACGGCGUAUGGUUGACCGAUUUCGUACCCGCCCGGUAUUUAACCUUUCCGCUGUAG